AUGCGCCGCCUCUCCCACGACCUUGCGGAGCCUAAGCGCAAUAUCGAAGAGUCCAACGGUGCGCCCUCGGACCAUGAAAUGGAAGAUACACUCGAUCUCUCCAUGCCUCCUCCCGAUGAGGAAGACGAUGUCCUAGAUGACGACUCGAGAAUUUAUACACCACCUCCCCACAUUGCCGCUCGCUUCUAUCGCCCGACGCAGGCUCGCCGCAGAGAUUCGGCUGCCUCGUCGCGCCGCAACUCAAUCUCGUCUGCUCACUCGCGAUGCUCUUCUAUUCAACCAUCAAGUCACCGUGGAGGUGAACAGAGCAAGCAUGUUGCACAACAUCUUCGCCGCGCCUCUUUUCUAGAGGACCGCAGGGCGCGACUUGCCGAUCGAGCGGCGCAUGCCGAAAAGGUUCGCCUUCGAGCGGCCCUGGCUAAAGCGACCCAUCGAGAUACUUCACUAUCGGAGGAGCGAGCCAUAGCGGCACAGCAGGCCAGGGAGCGCAAUUUGGCAGAGAUUGUCGCUAAUUGUGCGGAUGAGGUUAAGAAGGCAAAGCAGGUUGCCGAAUUUAUGAAAGAAAAGCGAGAGCAGGAUAUUUCUCGGCUGAAGGCUCAGAUCGAGGAGCGCAUGGCUGAGGCAGAAAGACGAAGGGAAGAAUUACGAACAAAAAAUGCGUCUAAGCGGAGUCGUGGGCAGAGUAUCAUGGCAAGAAAGCCCACAGACCCCAUGCCCGAUGUCGAGCAAGAGAGACGCAAGCCCACGGAAGAUGAGGCCGCAAGGAGUAUCCAAUGGUGGUGGCGUGGCUGCCUCCGAAAGAGAGCCAUCUCCGAGUUCAACAAUCUUGGCUUGACCGUGGAUGGCAUUAGAGAUACACACUUCGAUACUGUCGUUGAGCUCCUGGCUCAAGAGCGGGUUCUUGUCAUUACGGCACAGCUGCUUAGACUUUGUGGUCUUGAGGAGGGUGAAACUGGUUCGGUUGGCGAGAUGACAGCCGUUCGCACGUUUCUUAGUGCCUUCUUGAUCCUUGGCCACCCCAAUCAAGUUCUCAGCAACAAGAACGACAAUGGCGAUGAAGACGUUGCGGAUGCUCUCACUUCUCACCGAUUGCCUUCUACCGACCUUGCCAAUCCUCAGUUACAAGACUUGGUAGGCAAGGCGCGAGACUUGCUUAUUUCUUUUGAGAACACCCUUUCUCGCUUGACGUCCGCCAACAAAUACACCAUGCCACCUGCACUCAAGAAGAAACUUCCUGAGGCGUAUGCCACUUUCUACAAUGCUUUCAUCGCUUGGAAAUCUCGCGACUCUAAUGCAUUGAUUGAGGUCAUGCUUAUGCAGUUUGUCGAACUUGACGCAAUCUAUCAUACCGUUAAGGACACAACUGACGAUGCUGCCACAGCUCUUUACAAGAAGAGCAUCCAAGACAACCAGUUGAUGCUCAUUGUUAGGAUCAAGAAAUUAGCAGGUGCAGAAAAGGGCAAAAACAUGAUCUUCAACGCGGUUGCUGAAGCUCGCAAAAGUCGACUUGCCAAGAAGAAGACUGGAGACACAAAGCCCCGUGUGGCUGAGAACGCACCCGGAGAAGCAUCUGAGACAGCCAAAAGUCUGGUCUCACCCGAGUCUCAAACGCUGACUCCUCCUGCAACACCAGCCAGCAAAGCUCAGGAGAAGGCUCCUGCGCCCAAGACCGGCCUCAAUGGCCUGUUACCUAAUAACAGGAUUGUGGUGCAUGAGCUGGCCAUCAAUAAGGAAUAUCAGCUCUCGCCUGACGAAUACCGAGAACAGCAGUCGGAACGUUCGAAGUUUAUAUAUACGAAGAUGCGGACCACUAUGACAGAUGACGACAGUGGCAUCAAUUUCCAGGUUUUCGCUCUUAUCGCGAGCUACAUCAAGGAAAGGCUCCAGCGCCUGCUCAAGCCGGGUAACUCCAUGUAUAACCUCAUCGGUGAAAUUCUGGACCCCGAGAUGGCAGAGCGGCAAUUCGCCCUCGGCAACUUUUCAUAUGAGAAAUUCUUCACUGCGAUGUCGUCACUUCUACCUAAACUAUGUGCCCCUUUUCGCGAUGAAGAGGUUCAGGACUUGAUCCAGAACAAACUGGCAGACGGCGACAUCAUCGAUCGAGUUGAGGCCCUCAACGGGUUCAUUGAUGUGAUGCUCUGCGACUACAUCAACUAUCUUUUGCGAAGUGCUGCACCUCAGCUUAUCCAAUCCGCGGCGCCAUAUGAAGCCAAGAGGUUCGCCGAGGAUAUUGAGAAAGGUCAGCUUGGCCUCGCAGCAGCCGAGGCGACCUGGAAGACUUCCCGAGCAAAGGUUCUUGCAGAAGUUCAGAAGAGGGACCCAGAGGGAAUCAACCAUCCGAGGUCGCGACCGAAUGCUGGAAAGUUCUAUGCGCAGAUGCUCGUGGACAUCUUUACCAGGAUCUCUCCCCCACCCAUUGAGGAGAUUCCAGAGAUGCUUCGUCUGGAUUACAACCGCAUCGCCCAAGUCUCUACCACUAUUCAGCGGGUUAUCACCGCUGGUGCUGUUCUGCUGCAGUGCAAGAACCUCUUGAAGCGAGACGUGCGGUCUUCAUGGAAGAUGGAAGCGACUCGCAUCAUGGCUGUUCUCGAGGCUGGUCAUCCUCUCCAAGCUACCGUGGACGGCGUCAUGGCUGCCCUUGAAUCUGGACGGUCCAUGCCGACGGCGACCAAGAGCCACCUCCGCGCUCUUGUUACCAAGGUUCUGACUGCCAGUCAAGACAUGGCACAGACUGGAAACGAGCCUAGAGAACCUGUCCUGCGACUUUUGCUCACCCGUCUUCGUAGCAAUAUCCUUGCCCGCCUCGCUGCAGGAUCAGCCAGUGAGAAGGUCAAGGCAGCCAACACGGCUGGCGAGAAGCUAGCCGGUCUCGGACUUUCUGAGUUCGUUGAUCGAGUUAGAGAGAUUUCGAACUUACUGGAGAAGAUUGGAACGGUUGACAGGGCAGCGCAUGGGCCUUGGUGGGAUGCCGUGGCAACAAAGGUUGAGCAAGACGAGAUGUCGGCAUAG
This is a messenger RNA of Fusarium musae, 3009 nucleotides long. RefSeq lists its product as uncharacterized. Lineage: Eukaryota; Fungi; Ascomycota; Sordariomycetes; Hypocreales; Nectriaceae. Bases 1 to 3009 code for a protein of 1002 amino acids. The record is from RefSeq and is a predicted model, not a curated record. The transcript has a single exon.